Pristis pectinata (smalltooth sawfish) is the source of this 4209-nucleotide messenger RNA. It is a transcript of the gene islr2, whose product is annotated as immunoglobulin superfamily containing leucine-rich repeat 2. The record is from RefSeq and is a predicted model, not a curated record. The coding region runs from base 1258 to 3240 and encodes 660 amino acids. NCBI's taxonomy places the organism in Eukaryota, Metazoa, Chordata, Chondrichthyes, Rhinopristiformes, Pristidae. The transcript has 2 exons. Gene Ontology annotation, molecular function: protein binding.
UUGGGUACAAGCAACUGAAAUACCACCAACUAAAAUAUAGUUCACAAGAGUUAACAAAACACAAGCCCUUAUUAAUGUAAAUAGAACGAAGGAGAAAAGUCAGUCGGACAUCAAUUUUGCAAUUUAGAAUACCGUUGCGUUUAGUACAGCUUUGAGAAUUUGGCGAUUUCUCCCACAGAGAUGCAGAGAUCUGAAAUGCAUAUACUCAUCUAUAAACGAUGUUUUAAUUAAUAUUUCAUGCCAUAAAUAAUCCACACCUCUAACACAAAAUAUCAACGAAAUCUCUUGAUUGUGGAAGGAAGCUGGUUUAAUGCCGGCUCCUGAUGAAUCAGAAAUGUAUCGUAAAUCCUCAAAAUUACGAUCGUAAAUAUUCAAGAUCCCCAGAAUUAGAUGCUAAACAUUAUUUCGAUUACAAUUAUCUGACAGGGCACAGAGGCCGCUUCAUUUUGGGAAAGGCGCGCGGUGUAACUUGACACUCCGUCAAUCUCCCUCUGAUAACUCUGCCUUCAUCCGUGUCCAACACGAAAGGCUAAAUUGUUUGAAGUCAUAUUGUUUUUUUUUAAAAAAUGCAAUCUUGAAAUUCAGAAUUCCUUGGUCGAAAAUGCAAGCAUCCUGACUCUGCGCUAAUUAGAAAAUAGGUCCAAACAUGAAUACUGUUGCAGAGUCGAAUUUUACAUUAACAAUGUUAGCUAUUACUAAUAAAUAAUCUUAUUACCAUCAUCAGCAAACUUCUCACCUGCCACGAAUUUUCCACUAAUUUCCCGAUUUGGGGAGGUGAAUAUACGAAUUAUUUCAUUCUUGGGUCUUAUUGCAUACUAAUUUUGUGGACUAGAAGAUCUAAAUUCAAACCUCACAUUUGAAUGGAUGCGUUAUUGGAUUGGGCUUGCUUUAAUAAAGUCUGUAUCAGUCUGGCUUUUUGCUUAAUUCAGGCUGUAGCGAAUGAAUCACGUUCAGAGGGUCAGGAUUCCUGCACUUUUGAAUGUGUGUGUGUGUGUGUGUGCGCGCUCAAAACCCAAGUGUGGGACACAGCGUCGCGUGUGCUUUAAUUAGUUGUCAUCACAUAUUAUUGCCGGGCUGAUGAGAUGCUUCCCGGGAACCGGCUCCUCUUGGCUCCAGUUCCUCGGAGGGACGUGGGACAGUCUCCUUCCAAAAAAAAAACAGGCUGAAGGAAGUGUCCGAACUAAAUGUUGAUGGAGUGAAACGAGGAGACUGUUUUCCACGGGCCGUGGGCCGGCCACGGAUUUGAGGGCGGGGACGAUGGCAGAUAAAUUGGUGUUGCUGGGCACCUGGUGCCUAACCGGUCUCUGGAGCAGCAGCCACGCCUGCCCGGAGCUCUGCGUUUGCCAGGACAAGUACUCCCACCAGUUCGCCGACUGCGCCUACAAGAACUUCGCCUCCGUUCCCGACGGCUUACCCCACAACGUGACCACCCUCAGCCUCUCGGCGAACAAGAUUAAGUCGCUGCUCCGGAGUUCCUUCGUCCGGGUGCCCCAGGUCACGUCCCUGUGGCUGGCUCACAAUGAGAUCUCCACCAUCGAGGAGGGGACCUUGGCGCCGCUGUCCCAGCUGAAGAACUUGGACAUCAGCCACAACCAGAUAGCGCGUUUCCCCUGGCAGGACCUGUACAACCUCACCGCCCUGCAGCUACUGAAGAUGAACAAUAACCUCCUGGCCGGGCUGCCCGGAGACGCCUUCUCCACUCUGGGGGAUCUGCGCUCCCUCCGUAUCAACAGCAACCGCUUCCGCACCUUCGCGGAGGGCACCUUCGACUCGCUGACCUCCCUGUCCCAUCUCCAGAUCUACAGCAACCCCUUCUCCUGCACUUGUCAGCUGGAGUGGCUGAAGGAUUGGAUCCACAAGGCGCUCAUCUCCAUCCCAGAGAAGCAAGAUAUCCAGUGCUCGGACCCCCCUGAGCUGAGAGGGACGGCGGUGGUGGACCUGCCCCCGCUGCAGUGCUCGGCCCCCUUAGUCUACCUGAGCUACCAAGGUAGCAAGGACAAGGCGGGCUUCUUCGAAGGCCAGACGCUCAGCGUGCACUGCAACUCCACGGGCAACCCGCUUCCUCAGAUCAGGUGGAAGGUACAGACGGCCAACAGGGAGAUCGAGCUGAACGAGGCGAAGGUGAGGGAGGAGGGGAGGGAGCUGGCGACCGGCAAGGAGGACCAGGAGCGGCUGGUGGUCCUCAAGAACGGGACCCUGGUCAUUCCCCGCCUCACCAAGUACGAAGAAGGGGUCUACACCUGCCUGGCCACCAACAUCAUGGGAAGUAACGAGUCCUCCCUACAAGUGGUGCUCAGUCCUACUUCGAAGCGCGACCCCGUUUACACCAAGGAACCGGCGUUGAGCCCCGGCGCUACUCUGAAGCCAGGUGUCAAGGACCACGGCACCGGUUUGCCCAAACUGCGAGGGGUGGUCCGGAGCCCGGAGCCGACCGUGGGCGGCAUUCCGACCCGGAGACCCGUUCCAGGAGCUCCCGACGCCCAGAGUUGUGUCAGGAGAGAGGGAAGUCGUUACAUCUCCAACCACGCCUUCAACCAGAGCUCGGAGAUGAAGCGGCACACCUUCGACUUCGGAGUAAUCGCCCUGGAAGUGAGCGAGAGCGACGCCAGGGUACAACUAACCCCCUUCCAGAGCUCGCCGAGGGCCAAGAGUCCCCAGAUGCUGUACCUGUGCAGCGGGCAAGGAGUGGACGGUGCCUCGGUGGUGCAGUGGUCCAUGAUCGAGAGCGGGGUCAACUCCUACCGCUUCCAGAACCUGCGGCCGGGUUCCAACUACACCCUCUGCUUCACCUACACGGGCCAAGACUGCCAGGUACAGGUAGUCUUCACCACCAGGAGGAAGAUCCCAUCCCUGUUGAUCAUGGUCGUGGUCAGUUGCUUCCUCUUGGGCUUGGCCACCGUCCCCUUGUUGGGGGCUACCUGUUGCCACCUGAUGUACAAGUACCAGGGCAAGACCUACAAGCUGAUCAUGAAGACCCAGGCGCCGGAGAAAGUGGAGAAGGAAGCGGCCAGCCCGUUCGAAGCCGCCGCUUCCUCCCUGCACGGCUCGGCUCAGGUCUACGAGCCCAGCGAGGCGGGCGGGGCGAGUCUCGAAGCCGAGGGCAUCUCCGAGUCUCACGUCAAAACCAACCAGGAGGAGUAUGAGAUCUGCUCGGAGUACAGUGACCGUCUGCCGCUCGGGGCCGAGGCUGUGAACAUCAACCAGGAGAUUAACGGGAACUACAGGCGGCCCGUGCGCUGAACCCCGAGGCAAAGGAACACACGCCCCAAGUCUGCCAACUCAACCCGAAAUAAAAUUGAACCACCUCCCAGCUUCCCCCCCCAAAACCUCUGGACCUCCGCACGGUCGAAUGGCCGUGGUUCUUGUUCGUAGUAUCAAAAUCUUACUGUUGAAUUAACAAGCACAACAUAGUUUGGGAAUUGGGAGCAGUUGCAACGAAUUCCCGAUUCUCGGAUCCGGGGUGGGGAGAUGGAGAACGCGUGCGAUAGGUUUUCGUGAACAGUCUUUGUCAGAAAAAUAUGGUGCUUGGUCUACACUCCAUUGUCGGCCCUUGUAGAGUUCCGUGGGCAGCAUGUCUUCACUGCGACCCCCCCCCACCCCCCAAUAUCCCUCCCCCAUUGAUGUAGUGAAGCUGGUGUGUGUAUCUCUCGUGUUUACCAGUGCAGUGUCGUUCCACUACACCCUCUACUGCAGAUACCCCACCCCAUUGCCAACAGCCCACUGUGUUGUAUUGGGAGAUUAGUCUGUCUAUAUGGAAGUAGUGUCUGGCGUGUAUACGGAGUGCAUUCACGGGACAGCCCCUGUACGGGGUGUAGUCUUCGCCGCAGCGGUCGGGUUGUGGGACUCUGGUAUGUCUGUGACUGUGUGUGUGUGUGUGUGUGUGUGUGUGUGUGUGUGUGUGUGUCUGUGUGUGUGUGUGUGUGUGUGUGUGACUAUGUGUGUGUCUGUGACCGUGUGUGUGUGUGUCUGUGUUUGUGUGUCUGUGUAUGUGUCUGUGUGUGUGUGUGUGUCUGUGUUUGUGUGUCUGUGUAUGUGUCUGUGUGUGUGUGUGUGUGUCUGUGUAUGUGUCUGUGUGUGUGUGUGUGUGUCUGUGUGUGUGUGACGUAACCGGCCAACCACUCGCCUUCCUGCCUUUACCCGACCCUUCGAUAUUCUUUAUCUCUGUAUUCAAUACAUUAAAAGUAAAACAUAGCAAAAGUUUACUUGGAA